AGAAUAUUAAUUAUAGUUUAUACUACCUAUUGAGUGUAAGACUUAGGUUUCUCCCUUCACUGAAUCAAAGAGAUUCACAGUUCCACACACUUUCUUCCUCCAAUUUUCAAAAAUAUUCCACCAUGCAACACCAACAACUUCAUCAUCAUCUCCACAAAAAUCUUUCAUAUCCAAAACCAUAUAUCACACUCCAUAGAAAUAUCCAUAUCCAACCCAAAAAAAUUCUCACUCUAUCUCCACCAUUCCCCAAAAAAUCCUCAAAUUUCCUUCGUGCAACAAAAAUCACUCCUUGUAAUGCAAUAACACCAUUCCCUUCACCAUUUUCAGCUGAAGAAGAUGACACUGACAUAAACACAGACACAGACGCAGAAACAGACAUGAAUGUUAAUGUUGUUGAGAAUAAGAUUCAAUGUCCACCUGAGAAAAAGAGUUUCUGGGGUGCAGUGAGUUUGAUAAUUGGUACAUCAGUUGGGCCUGGAAUGUUGGGCUUACCAUCUCUAACAAUAAAAUCAGGCCCAAUACCAUCAACAAUCAUAAUCUUCAUUUCAUGGAUUUAUGUAAUCUCUUCAAUAAUCCUUGUUGCUGAGCUUUGUUUUGAUGCAAUGGAAAAGGAUGAUAUUGAAGAGGUUAGUUUCACAAACCUAGCAACAAGAACAUUAGGUCAAAAAUUUGGUUCGUUUGUUGCAUUGGUUUAUGCUAGUCUAUGUUUUUCAUUGCUUGUUGCAUGUGUUGCUGGAAUUGGAUCAAUUAUUUCACCAAUUUUCACUAAUUUCAAUAAUUUGGUGAUUCAUUCAUUCUUUCCCCUUUUUGUUGGAAUCUUGAUUGUGUUUUUCCCUUUCAAUACUAUUGAUUUUGCAAAUAGGGUUUUGUGUUUUCUAAUGCUUGUUUCAAUAACUGGAUUGGUUGGGAUUGGAGUUGUUGUGGCUAGAGCUAAUAUAAUAAGCUCUUUUGGUUCGAUUUCAUGGAAAUUAUCGUCGAUUUUGCCGAUUAUACCGGUUGCUGUGUUAACGGUAGGGUUUCAUGUGAUUACGCCUUUUAUAUGCAAAAUUGCUGGUGAUACUAUUGAUGAUGCAAGAAAAGCGAUACUAAUCGGUGGAACUGUUCCAUUGGUGAUGGUUUUGUCGUGGAAUUUGAUUGUGUUGGGACUUGUUGGAGCUAAGAAAGGUACUGAUUUUGUUGGUGAUCCUAUUACGCUUUUGCUUUCGGUGAAUCCUUCUGCUUUAUCGGCUGUUCAAGGUUUUGCGUUUUCUGCUAUGGCGACUAGUUUGAUUGGUUAUGUUGUGAGUUUGCCUAAGCAGAUUCUCGACACUUUCGAAUUGGUAGUCGGAAAAGGUGAAAAUGGAAGAAUUGGGUUGGUUUCUUAUUCAGGUGAUGGCGUCGGCGGUGGUGGUGUUGGUUAUUCGGGGAAAGAUGGAUUUGAAAGUUCAGAAAAUUUGAGUGAAAUGAGAUUGAAUGAUAAAAGAUUGGAGGGAAUUAAGGUGUUUGUAACAAUAUUGGUUCUUUGUUUUUCGGUGUUCAUAGCUUCAUAUUUUAGGUCUACUUUUUCAAGAGCUCUUGAUUUUGCUGGUGUUUAUGCAAAUUGCUUUCUUUUUGGGAUUAUUCCUCCUGUCAUGACUUAUAUUCAUCAACAAACCAACAAGGAAAAAAUCAGGCCAUCCUUCAUUCCAGGAGGAAAUGUGACACUUCUGCUGCUGUUCAUUAUCUCAGUCAUGUUGGCAAUUUGGCAUUAGACGUUCUUCAAAAGCCAAGUUAAGAAGAAUUUGCUAGAUUACGAUUUCGAAUCAAGAUCGGACUGUCUAUAUCUCGAAUUCUUGUUUAAAAAAAGAUUUGAUACAGUUAGAAUAUCAGUCGUCAGAUCUUAACCUAGCGGUAGCGAGGUUGAUAAAGUUGGAAUAUAAGUCGUCAGAUCAAAAUCUAACAGUUGAGAGUUUUUUGACCGAAGACGAUUUGGAUCCGACUUAGAAAUAUGCCAAGUUCUGUAUGGAAUAAAUCUUGUGAGUACUACUGAUAAUGAAGUUUAUCAUUUUUAUGCUUUC
Messenger RNA from Lathyrus oleraceus (garden pea), 2036 nucleotides. RefSeq lists its product as uncharacterized. The record is from RefSeq and is a predicted model, not a curated record. Gene Ontology annotation, biological process: amino acid transmembrane transport. Bases 123 to 1730 code for a protein of 535 amino acids. Lineage: Eukaryota; Viridiplantae; Streptophyta; Magnoliopsida; Fabales; Fabaceae. The transcript has 2 exons.